AUGAGUGGAAAAUGUCGAGGUGUACAAUCAUAUGUUCAAACUCAAUAUCCUAAAGCUGUAUAUGUACAUUGUGCUGCUCAUUCACUAAAUCUCGCAGUUUCAACAGCCAGUGAUAUACAACAAAUAAGAAAUUGUUUAGGAGUUAUUGAAAAAAUGUAUACUUUUUUUGAUACGCCCAAACGAAGUGCUGUCAUAUAUAAUGUUAUUGAACAAGAAAAUGCAGAUUUAAAAAUUAAAAAAUUAAAAAGACUUUGUGCAACUAGGUGGAUUCAAAGAUAUGAUUCAGUGAAUAAUUUCUCUGAAUUACUACCAUAUGUUAUGCUUUCUUUGGACGAAAUAUCGGAAUGGAAAGAUUCGUCUGAUGCGUCCAUGUUAAGAAAUGCAAUUGAUACUGAAUUUUUAAUUUCACUGUUUGUCAUAAAAGAAUUAUUUUCAUUUGGAUUACCAUUAUGCAAGCAAUUACAAAGCCAAAGAAUUGAUCUCAAAUAUGCCAUAGAGAUUGCACAGGAUACAAUUACUGCUUUAAAAAAUAUCAGAGAGAAUGUGGAGGAAGAAUUCAAAGUUAUAUAUAGUUCCAUAGAGAAAAUGUCAGAUAUUAUUAAUGUUGAAAUUAAGAGAAAACGUUUAAAUAGUAAGCAGAAAAACAGGGCAAAUCAUAACUUCAAUGAUGAAAAUCAAGGGUUAGAAGAUUAUUUUAGGAUUUCUGUGUUUAUUCCCUAUAUUGAUUAUUUUAUAUCACAGUUAGAAUUAAGAUUUCUGGCACAUAAGCAAAUUUUUGAAGAACGGAAUAGUUUCCAAAAAUUAUUAGAAUUUUAUUCACCAUUGGUUAAUCAUGAUGUUUCUACAGCUACAGCAGAGUUUAAGCUGUGGAAAACCAAACUUUCAAGAACUCAUUCAGUUCUUAAAACUAGCAUUGAUGCACUUGCAUUAUGUGACAAAAAAAUAUUUCCCAAUGUACAUUACUUGUUAAAAAUUCUUUGCACAUUGCCUGUUUCCACGGCUACCCCUGAAAGAACGUUCUCGACAUUAAAAAGACUUAAAACUUACUUGAGAAAUUCUAUGGGUCAGAAGCGACUGAAUGGGCUUGCCAUGUUGUCUGUCCAUAGGACAAUACAAGUGACCGAUGAAGUCAUUGAUGCGAUGGCACUGUCAUCAAGAAAAUUUAAUUUAGUAUUGUAAAUUUAAUAUAGAAUAAAGCUUAUAUACCUAUACAUAUUAUGUACGAAAAU
Molecule: messenger RNA, 1229 nt
Organism: Acyrthosiphon pisum (pea aphid)
Lineage: Eukaryota; Metazoa; Arthropoda; Insecta; Hemiptera; Aphididae
Product: 52 kDa repressor of the inhibitor of the protein kinase-like
Exons: 5
Coding region: 1-1179 (392 amino acids)
Molecular function (GO): protein dimerization activity
Source: RefSeq, a predicted model, not a curated record